Molecule: messenger RNA, 1779 nt
Organism: Dromaius novaehollandiae (emu)
Lineage: Eukaryota; Metazoa; Chordata; Aves; Casuariiformes; Dromaiidae
Gene: VGLL2
Product: vestigial like family member 2
Exons: 4
Coding region: 1-924 (307 amino acids)
Biological process (GO): regulation of transcription by RNA polymerase II
Cellular component (GO): nucleus
Source: RefSeq, a predicted model, not a curated record
AUGAGCUGCCUGGAUGUUAUGUACCAAGUCUACGGUCCUGCCCAGCCGUACUUCGCAGCAGCCUACAGCCCCUACCACCAGAAACUCGCCUUUUACUCCAAAAUGCAAGAAGCCCCGGAGAGCGGCAGCAGCGCCAGCACCAGCAGCUCCUUCUCCAGCCAUGCCCCGGCCAGCAUCAAGGAGGAGGACUGCAGCCCCGAGAAGGAGCGACCCCCCGAGGCCGAGUACAUCAACUCCCGGUGCGUCCUCUUCACCUACUUCCAGGGGGACAUCAGCGCCGUGGUGGACGAGCACUUCAGCCGGGCGCUCAGCCAGCCCAGCAGCUUCUCGCUCGGCAGCGCGAAGGCGGCGCGGAACGCCGGCUCCUGGCGGGACGGCUCCUUCCCUAUGAGCCAGCGCAGCUUCCCACCAUCCUUCUGGAACAGCACGUACCAGCCCUCCUCCGUCCCCGCCACCCUGAGCAGCCCCUUGGCGGCUGCCACCCACAGCGAGCUGCCCUUCGCCACCGCCGACCCCUACUCACCGGCCUCGCUGCAUGGCCACCUGCACCAGGGCGGCCCCGAGCCCUGGCACCAUGCCCACCAUCACCACCACCACCACCACCACCCCUACAUCGGGACACAGAGCAGUGCCUACCCCCGUCCCGCCACCAUGCACGAGGUCUAUGGACCCCACUUUGACCCCCGCUACGGCUCGCUGCUAGUACCCACCGCCUCUGUCCGCCCCCACCGCCUCACGCCCGCCUCCGUACCCACGCCAGUCAGCCCCCAGUGCGAACUGGGCAAGAGUGAGGCGGGGGCUGCUGCGGCCUGGACGACACCAGGACCCUUCCCCAACACUGCGGGGGACAUGGCACAGAGCCUCAGCCUCAAUGUGGAUGCAGCUCGACGUUACUCCUUCUGUGGUGGAUCCCUUCUGAGCUGAUCUGCUGCCUCAAAGCCUUCUAGAUCCCCCUUGCUCUUUUCCAAGCCCACUGUGGCCCUGAAGCUCAUGGAAAGACAACGGGACUUAAAACGGCCUGGCAAUGCGAGGACGGUACUUUAGACUCAUUUUGGAGAGGAAAAUCCUUCUGUUGAAAGAGGAGAGCCAAAGACUUUGAACUUUUAUUUAAACAAAUUCCACACUGAGAACUGCAGUCAGACUACUUUAAAAGAGUCAAAUGACAUGUCAGAUGGUGAUGCAAAACCACUGGUCUUCUUACAGGUGACAGAGGAAAUCUUCUUUUUUUAGUGGUGUGAAUAUUUUUUUUUAUGGCAGUGAAAAUUAUUUCUUGAAAGCAAUGUGGGAAAACUAUUUAGCAAUUUUGAACUGGAUUUUUACUUUAUAGAAAAGUAAAAGGAGAAGAAGUUGGGAAUUCAUGAACAUUUUUGGACUAUCAAAAAACUGGUCAGAUCUUUCAGCUUUGUGGUUAUGAGUGGCAAGUGUCUAGCUUGGGCCACCUGCCUUGGGCUUACAGAAAUGCAGCUGUUCCAGGAACAACUGUUCAAAAUCCAGAAAUAUGAAAACCAAGGUGGCACUUCUCAGAGUUUGGCACAACAUUUGCAUUGGAUAUAUAUAUAUAUAUUUUUUUUUUUACAAGAAACAUUUUACCAUGAAAGAAAAAUCCUAUUAAAGAAGGGGGAGGGAAGAGAAAUGUGAAGAAACUGCUCCACCCCAUCCCAACGGCCUUUAAGAGGAACACCACAAAGAAAGGCACAUAAGGGACAAUAGGUCUGGGUUGCCUCUAAUAUUUCUCUUUGUCUAUGUGUUGCUGUCAUUUUGUCACUUUAAUAGGUUUUU